This is a messenger RNA of Plasmodium gallinaceum, 1635 nucleotides long. Its product is annotated as karyopherin alpha, putative. Gene Ontology annotation, molecular function: protein binding; nuclear import signal receptor activity. Lineage: Eukaryota; Apicomplexa; Aconoidasida; Haemosporida; Plasmodiidae. Bases 1 to 1635 code for a protein of 544 amino acids. The transcript has a single exon. Gene Ontology annotation, cellular component: nucleus; cytoplasm. Gene Ontology annotation, biological process: NLS-bearing protein import into nucleus. The record is from RefSeq and is a predicted model, not a curated record.
AUGGAUAGGAGAAUUGAAGCAAGAAGAAAAGAGUUUAAAAAAAAUUGUGAUGACACAAGAAGAAAAAGAGAAGAUUUAGUAGUUCAAAUAAGAAAACAACAAAGAGAAUGUCAAUUAGAAAGUAAAAGAGCCAUGAUAAUGGCUAAUACAGGCUUUGAAGACAAUCCAUUUAAUUUAAAUUAUUUAAAAACUAAUCAAGAUGAUUCAACUAAUGAAUCCAUAUGUAACACUUCAUCUAAUAACAGUUCAAAUACAUUAGAAAUGUUAAAAAAAAUACCAACGUUAGCUAUAGGUGUAAGAUCAUCUGAAUAUGUAACACAAUUAAAUAGUACAAGAGAGUUAAGAAAAUUAUUAUCUAUUGAAAAGGGACCACCAAUACAAGAAGUAAUAAAUUCAGGAGUAGUCCCAUACAUAGUAGAAUUUUUAAAAUAUGAUGAUAAAACAGACUUGCAGUUUGAAGCAGCAUGGGUAUUAACAAAUAUUGCUUCUGGAUCUCAAGAGCAAACAAAAGUAGUAAUUGAUAAUAAUGCAGUACCACAUCUUGUAAGAUUAUUAAAUAGUGAAAAAGAAGAUGUAUGUGAACAAGCAGUUUGGGCAUUAGGAAAUAUUGCAGGAGAUUCAGCUGAAUGUAGAGAAUACGUUUUAAAUCAAAAUUCAUUACCAUUAUUAUUAAAAAUUUUAAGAACUAGUCAUAAAAGAACUUUAAUAAGAAAUGCUGCGUGGACUUUAUCAAAUUUAUGUAGAGGAAAACCUGCACCAAAAUUUGAAAUUGUCUCAAAGGCUUUACCAACUUUAGCUGCCUUAAUUUAUAAUGAUGAUGAGGAAAUAUUAACAGAUGCUUGUUGGACUCUUUCUUAUUUGUCAGAUGGGUCAAAUGAAAAUAUUAAUGCAGUUUUAGAUGCAGGUGUAGCAGAAAGAGUAGUAGAAUUGCUUAGUCAUUGUUCGUUUUUAGUUCAAACACCAGCAUUAAGAACAGUAGGAAAUAUUGUUACAGGAGAUGAUUUACAAACUGAUGUGGUUGUUAAAUUAGGUGCAGUUCAAAAGUUAUCAUGUUUACUUAAUUCUUCAAAAAAAAGUAUCAAAAAAGAGGCCUGUUGGGCAUUAUCAAAUAUUACCGCUGGAAAUAUUUCUCAAAUUCAAGCAGUUAUUGAUAAUAAUGUUAUCCCUCAACUUAUUAAUAUUUUAAUGAAAGAAGAUUUUGAAGUUAGAAAAGAAGCUGCAUGGGCUAUUUCCAAUGCUUCUUCAGGUGGAUCUGAAUCACAAAUAGAAUACCUUGUAGAAUGUGGUGCUAUACAUUCAUUAUCUAAUUUAUUAGAUGUAGAAGAUGCUAACAUUAUUUCUGUUACAUUAGAAGGUUUAGAAAAUAUUUUAGAAAUGGGUGAAAAUAAAAAAUUAAGAGAUAAUCUACCAGCUAAUCCAUAUGUACAUCUAUUUGAAGAAUGUGAUAGUGUUCAUAAAAUUGAUGCUUUACAAGAUAGAAAAGUUGACAAUAUUUGCAAUAAAGCUUGGAAAAUAUUAUAUAAAUAUUUCCCAUUUGUUAUUAAUAAUGAAUUAAAUAAUGCUCCAUUACCUUUAAAUAACGUCUUCACAAACAGUGAUGAUGCUGUUUUAAACAAAGAUUUUACAUUUGAUUAA